AUGCGUGAAAUCGUCCACCUCCAGACUGGCCAAUGCGGUAACCAGAUCGGUGCCGCUUUCUGGCAGCAGAUCUCCAGCGAGCACGGUCUCGACAGCAAUGGAGUGUACAACGGCACGUCUGAGCUCCAGCUGGAGCGUAUGAGCGUGUACUUCAACGAGGCCUCGGGCAACAAGUAUGUGCCCCGCGCCGUCCUGGUCGAUCUCGAGCCCGGCACAAUGGAUGCUGUGCGCGCCGGUCCUUUCGGACAGCUCUUCCGGCCUGACAACUUCGUUUUCGGCCAGUCGGGUGCCGGCAACAACUGGGCCAAGGGUCACUACACGGAGGGUGCCGAGCUUGUGGACCAGGUGCUCGACGUCGUCCGCCGCGAGGCUGAGGGCUGUGACAGCCUCCAGGGCUUCCAGAUCACGCACUCCCUGGGCGGUGGCACGGGUGCCGGUAUGGGCACCCUGCUAAUCUCCAAGAUCCGCGAGGAGUUCCCCGACCGGAUGAUGGCCACGUUCUCGGUGAUGCCGUCGCCCAAGGUGUCGGACACGGUUGUGGAGCCGUACAACGCGACUCUAUCGGUGCACCAGCUGGUGGAGAACUCGGACGAGACGUUCUGUAUUGACAACGAGGCGCUGUACGACAUCUGCAUGCGUACGCUGAAGCUGCCGAACCCGUCUUACGGCGAUCUGAACCACCUGGUGUCGGCGGUGAUGUCGGGUGUGACGACGUGCCUGCGAUUCCCGGGCCAGCUGAACUCGGAUCUGCGCAAGCUGGCGGUGAACAUGGUGCCGUUCCCGCGUCUGCACUUCUUCAUGGUCGGCUUUGCGCCGCUGACCAGCCGGGGUGCGCACUCGUUCCGGGCGAUUACGGUGCCGGACCUGACGCAGCAGAUGUUUGACCCGAAGAACAUGAUGGCGGCGUCAGAUUUCCGCAACGGUCGCUACCUGACGUGCUCUGCCAUCUUCCGCGGCAAGGUGUCUAUGAAGGAGGUGGAGGACCAGAUGCGCAACGUGCAGAACAAGAACUCGUCGUACUUUGUGGAGUGGAUCCCGAACAACGUGCAGACGGCGCUGUGCUCGAUCCCGCCGCGCGGCCUGAAGAUGUCGUCGACGUUUGUCGGCAACUCGACGGCGAUCCAGGAGCUGUUUAAGCGCGUGGGCGACCAGUUCACGGCCAUGUUCCGGCGCAAGGCUUUCCUGCAUUGGUACACGGGUGAGGGCAUGGACGAGAUGGAGUUCACGGAGGCCGAGUCCAACAUGAACGAUCUUGUCUCAGAAUACCAGCAGUACCAGGAUGCCGGUGUGGACGAGGACGAGGAGGAGUACGGUGUUGAGGAGGAUGGUGUUGAGGAGCACGAGUAA
Messenger RNA from Grosmannia clavigera kw1407, 1347 nucleotides. RefSeq names its product beta-tubulin. The transcript has 5 exons. The record is from RefSeq and is a predicted model, not a curated record. Gene Ontology annotation, biological process: microtubule cytoskeleton organization; mitotic cell cycle. Bases 1 to 1347 code for a protein of 448 amino acids. Gene Ontology annotation, molecular function: GTP binding; GTPase activity; structural constituent of cytoskeleton. Gene Ontology annotation, cellular component: microtubule; cytoplasm. NCBI's taxonomy places the organism in Eukaryota, Fungi, Ascomycota, Sordariomycetes, Ophiostomatales, Ophiostomataceae.